UUGCGCCACAAUGGCCAACAUUUGUCCAAUUAAAAAUAUUGCAGAUUUAGUUUUUGAAGCUCGUCGUGUGUACCGGGAAACAUUUGACGGGGAUGAUGCAAAUGUUGCUGUUUGCGCUCCUGGACGUGUGAAUUUAAUCGGAGAACACACAGAUUAUAAUGAAGGAUUUGUUCUCCCAAUGGCCUUGCCAAUGGUGACCGUUAUAGUGGGCAGCAAAACUUCUGACCAGAAGUGCUGUGUUGUAACUCAGACUGAAGCUGCUGAUGAGCCCAGGGUGGUGCACUUUCAUCUCCCAAAUGAACUGGCCCCACUUUUAAGAGGGCAGCCAAACUGGGCCAAUUAUGUAAAGGGAGUUGUACAGCACUACAGAGCACAGCCCAUCCCUGGCUUCAGAGCUGUAAUAGCUAGUAGUGUACCACUAGGAGGUGGACUCUCCAGCUCAGCUUCACUUGAAGUGGCUGUGUACACCUUCCUGCAGCAGUUGUGUCCAGAUGAUGGGGAUCAGGUAGCGAAGGCAGUGGCCUGUCAGCAGGCUGAACACACGCAUGCUGCUGUGCCCUGUGGCAUCAUGGACCAGUUUGUGUCUGUUUUGGGUAAAGAGGGCCACGCUUUGCUCAUUGACUGCAGAUCUUUGGAGGCCACUGCUGUCCCUUUGGCUGACCCUGGACUUGUAAUCCUGAUCACGAAUUCCAACGUUAGACAUUCGCUCACAGGAAGCGAGUAUCCCACCAGACGAAAACAAUGUGAGGAGGCAGCAGCCAUUUUGGGCAAGAAAAGUCUAAGAGAGGCUACUUUGCAAGAUUUGGAGGCUGCUAAGGAUCGAUUGGAUGGUGUGACAUACCGUCGGGCACGCCAUGUGAUCGAGGAGAUUGAACGCACAGCGCAAGCUGCUGAGGCACUGAAGAGAGGGGAUUACAAAGAGUUUGGGAGGCUGAUGGUGGAGAGCCACAAUUCUCUUAGGGAUAAUUACGAGGUCAGCUGUCCAGAAUUGGAUGAGCUGGUGGCGGCAGCACUGGAGGUGGAUGGAGUGUUCGGGAGUCGGAUGACAGGGGGAGGGUUCGGUGGAUGCACAGUUACUUUGCUUCAGGCUCAUGCCACGGAGAGAGCAGUCAAACACAUUCAGAAAAAAUAUAAUGGAUCUCCAACUUUCUUCAUAACUACUCCAUCAGAAGGAGCGCAUGCUCUCAGUCUAUGAUUUUUUAAAUCAGUGCUA
Molecule: messenger RNA, 1213 nt
Organism: Sinocyclocheilus rhinocerous
Lineage: Eukaryota; Metazoa; Chordata; Actinopteri; Cypriniformes; Cyprinidae
Product: galactokinase
Exons: 8
Coding region: 11-1195 (394 amino acids)
Biological process (GO): galactose metabolic process; carbohydrate phosphorylation
Cellular component (GO): cytosol; cytoplasm
Molecular function (GO): ATP binding; galactokinase activity
Source: RefSeq, a predicted model, not a curated record